Pimephales promelas (fathead minnow) is the source of this 2254-nucleotide messenger RNA. It is a transcript of the gene dcp1a, whose product is annotated as decapping mRNA 1A. Gene Ontology annotation, cellular component: P-body. Gene Ontology annotation, biological process: deadenylation-dependent decapping of nuclear-transcribed mRNA; positive regulation of catalytic activity; deadenylation-independent decapping of nuclear-transcribed mRNA. Lineage: Eukaryota; Metazoa; Chordata; Actinopteri; Cypriniformes; Leuciscidae. The record is from RefSeq and is a predicted model, not a curated record. Gene Ontology annotation, molecular function: enzyme activator activity; mRNA binding.
ACAUCGUCACUAGCCCAGAGUCUCCUCUAUGGUGUCUAAUGCAUGUUUAUAUAAAUUCACACGACGGAAUUUUGCCAGCGUAUGGGUUUGCUGGAACACAAAUGUUAUGAAUUAGCUAUAAACAUCUUGAUAAACAGUUUAAUGAUCAACUUAUAUCUAAGUAAAAUUAAUAUCACCGUCUGUCUUGCAAUAAAGUUAAUGCAAAUAAAUCGAUAUCUAUGGAAGCCCAUAAACACCACGUAAGAAACAAAAUCAUAAUUAUGAGGAGAAGACUGAGAUUGAAGGCACAUUAUUUGUUUACGCCAGGUCGGCGUCUCCUCAUCAUGGCUUCACAAUCAUGAACCGUUUAAGUACAGAAAACUUAGUGGAGCCCAUCAAUAAAGACUUGGAGUUCCAGCUCCAGGACCCUUUCCUUCUGUACAGGAACGGCAACCUGGGCAUCUACAGUAUUUGGUUCUACGAUAAGGCCGACUGCCAGCGGAUCGCACAGCUGAUGCUACAGAUCGUGAAGCAGGAGGCGUUUCGAGCGCAGUGUGUGUCUCCCGACAGAGGCUCGAGUGGCAGGACCAACGGCCUGGUUCAGACCAAACCCACAGAUAUCCUGGAGCUGCUCAGCAAGGCCAAAGAGGAGUACCACAGGAGUCAGUCGACAGAGAGAGAGGUUGAGGUGAACUGUGAGUCUGUGCCGUCACAGGAGAAGAGAGACGAGAUCACGCCAGCUCAACAGGAGAAGUCAGGUCACUCAAUCGUCAAGCAGAUCACAGUGGAAGAGCUUUUCGGCAGCUCUUUCCCUAAAGACCCGUCCAAGUCCCAGUCCCAGUCCCCAGCGUACGGUCCUCCUCUGCUCUCCUGUGACCCGGGCGGCCCGGCGCUGGUCUCUCUGUUCCAGACCCGAGACUCGAGAACGAGUGCUUCACACACGCAAGAGUCGGGGCGGCGAGGUUCGGCUGGUCCUGCAUAUAUGAGUCCUCUCACAGAGGCUCAUGGGAUAGCGGUUCCCCUGCCAGGCUUCAGGCCCGGCCCGCUCAUCACGCCACAGAGCUUCAGAGAGACGGGCUCGUUCCCAGGGAAGAGUCCAGCGCCGGCUCAGGGGAACACGUCCAGCAAUGCCUUCAUGAGUAAAGAGGUGAACGCUUUCACAUCGUCCCCGGCUCUGGUCAAACCCACUCCAGCGGGGCCAGUCGUCCAGGGGGAGGAGUCUUCUCUGCUACUGUCUCCUAGUGUAUUUCAGCAUUUCGUCACCAAGACCCCGGAUCCCCCCAGAAAGCCCCUGUCCCCGACGCCUCCCCCCACAGACCUUCCCACGGCCCACUACAACCGCAACCAGCUGCAGGACACUCUCAUACAUCUCAUCAAGAACGACGCACAUUUCCUCAGUGCGAUCCACGAGGCGUACGUACAGAGCAUCUCUAAAGGCCUCAACAACAUCAACCUAUAGCCACAGUCUCACACACCACGAGCCGUCUCCGCUUCACUGAUUCUUAUUAACAACCCAACAAGCGUCCUGCUGGAAUCCUGAUCCGUCCCCGUCGGCCAAUCAUCACGUCAAUUAUGUUCAGGGACUUGUGCAAUAAGAAGCAUUGGAAAAUCGCUUUUCGUUUACGACGUACGGAUGUGAUCCAGUAUCCCAGUCUCAGUGGUGUUUUACUAUUAAACCAGUAUGUUUGAGUGUCAUAUUGAAAUCUGGAUUUGAAGAGUAGGAGGUGCACUUAUUAACUCACUCGUUUAAUUUGGGCUUAUAAAUCACAAGUGCAUAAAUUAGAUUUCCCCUCGAUAACACUUUCUGUAGAUUUUUUAAAUUGCAGACCGUAAUAUGAAAUAUUAAAUGGUUUAUUUAAAGUCAGAUGCAUCGACAUUUCUGUGUUAUCGGCUAGUUUAAGACGUCACUCUGGUGAUGGUUUCUGUGUGAAGCGCAGAAGAAAUAGACCGGAUCAUUUAACAGGUGUGUUUAAUUUCAUCAGUAAAAGUAGAAUGAACUGUUCCUGCGCACUGACUAGUUCAUCGUUUGCUUGUUUGACAGGAAUUGUAUUUUUUUUUUAACAUGCACAAGGCUUAUUGUGUUUACACUUAAGAAAUAGGAACUUUUUUUGUACAGUUUGCUUUCGAUUAUCAUAGAGAAUUUUAAAACCUCAGCACAAAUGAAAGUUGAUCCAGUAUUGUACACGCAAUGAACUCGCAAACGCAUCAGGAUUCUCUGUUACAGUGGUUUGUCUUUUGAGUUGAUGUGCAAAUAAACUAUCGCCAUAAUUUAGGU